AUGCGGCUAAAGACAUGGGGAGUGUAUGAAUGUGCCAAUAUUGCUGGUGUUGUUUAUACGCUAUUAUUAAUCUUUGGUAUCUACUUUCUAAUAUUGUUCUAUACAUGUCCAGCAACUUAUCAGCCUGAUCAGUGUGCUCAGGCAAAUUGUUUUGGUAUUGUCAUCAUUUUGGAAUUGCUCGUCAAUUUUCUUCUAUUCAUCAUUUAUAGCAGGCGUAAUGAUCCACAGCGUUGGUUGCAAGGCGUUGCAGUUUUGACAACCGUGAAAGGUGCUGGUAAAUACUGUUUAGAAUGUAAUCGAAUAGCACCACUAAGGAGUCAUCACUGCAAACUCUGUAAUAUGUGCAUUCUGAGAAAAGAUCAUCAUUGCUUCGUAACGGGUGCUUGUGUUGGAAUUGCUAAUCAGCGUUUUUUCAUCGUUUUUGUCCUAUGGGCAAGUAUUGGUGCUGCGGUAGGUUCAUUUUACAAUCUGAUGUAUUUGCUGCGGUACAUGGAUUUUAAUAUUUACCCAUUUGGUUGGUUAAAGCUUCUGGCACCGGUUGCUGUCCUUCGGUGGAUUAUUUCCUAUGAAAUAUUUACCAACACAGCUAUUUGUGUUUUAUUCAGCAUAUGCAUGGCCAUCUCCGUUGUUGCGCUUAUCUUUUUUGGUUCACAGAUGUUUUAUACAUUAAAUGGUUAUACGAUGUACGAUUAUCACACAUUAAGCAGAAAAAUUGAAUUGCAUGGUGAUGGUGAAACUUAUUCAGAAAGGUUAAGGAUGAUAUUUGGUCAUUAUUGGGCGGUGAACUUCAUUGUCCCGUUGCUUUGUUUUCCAAAUCAGUUAACUGCAGAUGUUGCUCGAAAUUUAUUUUCGUCUUAUUCGAAAGAUAUGUAA
Brugia malayi is the source of this 873-nucleotide messenger RNA. RefSeq lists its product as uncharacterized. The coding region runs from base 1 to 873 and encodes 290 amino acids. Gene Ontology annotation, biological process: peptidyl-L-cysteine S-palmitoylation; protein targeting to membrane. The record is from RefSeq and is a predicted model, not a curated record. The transcript has 5 exons. Gene Ontology annotation, cellular component: Golgi apparatus; endoplasmic reticulum. Lineage: Eukaryota; Metazoa; Nematoda; Chromadorea; Rhabditida; Onchocercidae. Gene Ontology annotation, molecular function: protein-cysteine S-palmitoyltransferase activity.